Messenger RNA from Penicillium daleae, 2670 nucleotides. Its product is annotated as putative C6 and C2H2 transcription factor RegA-like. Bases 1 to 2670 code for a protein of 889 amino acids. Gene Ontology annotation, biological process: DNA-templated transcription; regulation of DNA-templated transcription. Gene Ontology annotation, molecular function: DNA binding; zinc ion binding; DNA-binding transcription factor activity, RNA polymerase II-specific. The record is from RefSeq and is a predicted model, not a curated record. Lineage: Eukaryota; Fungi; Ascomycota; Eurotiomycetes; Eurotiales; Aspergillaceae. The transcript has 5 exons.
AUGUUCGAUGACUCGCCGCCCGCCGUGGAUCCACUCAACGCUUCCCAAUCCCCCGUCAAGUCCAAGGAUGGAGGCUAUUUCCAAUGCGGCUUCUGUAAACGCCACUAUAAUCGAGCAGACCAUUUAAUCCGCCAUGUCCGGUCUCAUACCCGCGAGAAACCAUACGUCUGUGAUGUCUGCGACAAGGGGUUUGCGCGACCUGACUUGUUGAAGAGACAUGCCACCGGUCAUGCCCAUGACCGCGAUCGGAAGCGCAAGAGAAGCUCCUCCGUCGCAAAGCAGAGUCGCGUCUCCCAAGCCUGCAAGGCCUGUGCCUCUUCCAAGCUCAAGUGUGACGAGGAGAAGCCGUGUCGACGGUGUCGAGAGCGGAAUUUGCAGUGCGAUUGGCAAGAUGUGGUGCAAGAUUCAUCUCCUGAACCGCAGCAGCAGAGCUCAACUGAACAUUCAAAUCCAAUUAUGCCCAGCCAGCCAAUGGAUCUGACUGCCUCCGUGGCAUUUUCCCCCAUGCCAACUCCCAUGGAUGAGUUUCCAGCCGGGGGCAGGAGUGGGGGCAUACUCAUGACUCCUCAUGGGCCUCCUCCGGAACCACCGGUACUCUCGCCAGCAGUACCCCCGACGGGCGAGCAAAUUCCAAUGGAGUAUGGAGUAUCACCUACCGACCAAGAAAGUGGCAUCUUCAGCGUGGACGGCACAUUUUUCCCGAAUUUUAUUCCCGACUCGUUGAUCUCUUCAUUAAGCCGAUAUAAUGACCCUUUCGAACCAUCCAAUUUGAUACCCGAAUUCACACAUUACGGGGCAUUGGAGAUCCCCGCUUUGGAUUUCAACUUGACGGAUGGCGACUUUGGGUUGAUCGAUAUGUACAAUUCCCGCAACUUUGUGCCCGGAGCCCAUGACCCGGAGUCGCAGGACCGCUUUGAUGCGGAUAGUGGAAUUGGAAUUGGUGCCGAGGCCUACCAUCGCUCAUCUCUUUCCCAGUGGAAGCCUGCCCAGGAGGACCGCGCAUUCGACGAUCACGAGAAUUUAUCCGUUCCACACACCAUCGACAGCCCCGAAGCAAGUGCCACGCCCGAUCGGCAGAUUCUGUGUGAACGUCUGUCUUCCAGCAGCCGUGACCUCAUUUUUGGGUUGGUGCUGGAGAUCAGCCGAGAAGCCAAUUUGAGUCGAAUUAUGAAGUCGUUCCCCAGCACUGAACUACUGGACGGCUUGAUCCAGCAAUACUUUGAAUUCCAGUCGCACAGUGUUGAUUCUUUUAUUCACGGGCCGACUUUCCGACCAAAUAGCGAGCAUGCUAGUAUUCUUGCGGCUCUGGCUUCUGCAUCAGCCGUUCGCUCUCCCAUUCCCACCAUCAGAAAGCUUGGUUAUGCUCUGCUGGAGAUUGUCCGAUUGUAUAUGCCUAUCAAAUAUGAAAACGAUAACAGUACCACCCGUGACCUACGCACAUCACAAACCUAUGCAUUGAAUAUUGAUGUCGGAAUAUGGAGUGGAAAUCGACGAAAGACCGAAAUCGCCGAGAGCUUCUCGCAGCCUUUGGUGACUAUGCUCCGUCGAGCUCUGCGUUUCCGUCGUUCGGUCUACACCGAUAUUAUCCCUCGGGUGGAAGAUACGGGACAGGCAUUAGAGCGCAAGUGGCAUGACUGGAUUGAACAGGAGUCGUUCAAAAGGCUGGUCUACCAUCUCUUCCUCCACGACUCUCAAAUCUCAGUCACACUCAACGUCAACCCCUUGAUCUCCUACGCCGACUUGGAACUUCCACUACCGGCAGCCCGUCCCUUAUGGGAAGCCAAGACUGCCACCGAAUGGAAAGAGCUUUUCUGCGUCAUCACGCCAGAGCGAAUGCCCUCUCUUGCCGAUCUCCUUCGCGACAUGUCUCAGCUGUCGCACUUUCAAGAUCGUAUCGACACGCAACUGUCCGCCUUGGUUCUUCUCCACGGACUGUCAGCGUUGAUCAAUGAGUAUCAUCGGCUGAAAUUCAUUUCAACGAGUAACUCGAAACAUUGGCAUGCCCUUGUGACAAAUUCCCGUCAACAAGAGCUAGAUCAGGCUCUCCAGCACUUCCGGAUGGUUUGUUCUGAACUAAGAGUGCAGUGCCGACCAGAGAUUGUACUGGUGUGUGAAGUAGUCUCCAUGCUGCUUCGUAUGUCCUUGGAGGAAUUACAGCUUUUUGCUGGCAAAGAGGACAAACAAGAAGCGCGACGGGUCUACCACUCCGCCCUGGAAUGGAUCACAAGUCCCGACUCCCGCCGAGCUGUGUGGCACGCGGGCCAAACGAUCCGUGCGGCUCGGAAAAUGGCGCCUAGCUCGUUGACUGGGUUCCUGGCCAUCGGGGUAUAUUACGCCGGCUUGGCCCUGUGGUCCUAUGCCGUAGUCUCCAAAGCCAAGAACACGCGGCUGACUGGAAGCCCCGCCUCUUCCAUUGCCAGCCAGGGACCGACCGUUUUCCUUGACGCGGAGGAAACGCCUGAUGUCACGAAAUUCGUCACCCUGAGCUGUGGCAUUCCUGCAAUACAGGGUCCUGGCGGACCAAUUGCUUUGGCGGAUACGAGCACUACCAUGCAGAUGGUGCAGCGAGUACUUCGGCCGGACCCGUCAGAUCGUACUUUACCCCUGGUUCAGAGUCUUGCCCAGUUAAUUGGGGAUCUGGGGCAUUGUGUACCCGCGGGUGGAGUAUAA